Drepanopeziza brunnea f. sp. 'multigermtubi' MB_m1 is the source of this 726-nucleotide messenger RNA. RefSeq lists its product as uncharacterized. The record is from RefSeq and is a predicted model, not a curated record. NCBI's taxonomy places the organism in Eukaryota, Fungi, Ascomycota, Leotiomycetes, Helotiales, Drepanopezizaceae.
AUGCUGCUGCUGGUCCAGAAUCCUGCUUCACGGAGAUCGCUCCUCGGAAUUCCGCGUGCUAGAGUGAUUCCCUAUCCUCUGUUCAGCAAGACUCGUCUUCGAGUCUGCUGCCGUCUGAGUAGCACGUCAACAACCCCCGCACCGAAAGUGCCAAUCGGCAAGAAAUUCCCGGAAAGGUUGCUCAUCUACCAUGCCGGUACUCCCCGAACGGUGUUUCUCGGCUGCACGAAGGUCACCACGAUCUUCCUCUGCAUCUUCUUCUGCACCGUGAUGGCGCCCACGCACUUCCACGGCGAGGAAUCAAACUGGGUCGCAGCUGGCGUCAUGCUUUCGGGACUCGUCCCGGUCUCCUACGUCGCCUACACGUCCGCGCCCUUCGUGACGUACAUCCACCUCCGGCUCCCGGCCUUCGCGCGCCAGUCGCAGCAGAUGCUCCUCCGCUACUCCAAGAGCCUACCGAAGAACGCGGAGAUCGACAUCACGACUAUGAACUUCGUGGGCAAGCCACGCGUCGCGCGCGUCAAGCUUGCAGACCUCUAUCCGGUCCGGCGGCGCUGGGGGUUUGCGAACUAUGCGCGCGACACGCAGGCGAUUGAUGCGCGCCGGCCUUGGUAUCUGGGGAAGGCGGUGGCCCUGUUCGGGGUGCACAAUGAGAAGAGCGGGGUCAUGGACGGGCAGGUCUGGGACCAUGUUGCCGCGGCUAUUGCGAAGAACAAGAGGAAUUGA